This is a messenger RNA of Octopus sinensis (East Asian common octopus), 1133 nucleotides long. RefSeq names its product transcription factor iws-1. The record is from RefSeq and is a predicted model, not a curated record. The coding region runs from base 245 to 946 and encodes 233 amino acids. NCBI's taxonomy places the organism in Eukaryota, Metazoa, Mollusca, Cephalopoda, Octopoda, Octopodidae. The transcript is spliced from 5 exons.
UAUGUGUAUGUAUUUGUAACCUAUGCAUGAGUGAAAGAGGAGGGUGUAAGGGGGAGAGAGAGGGCCUAGUAGCAGGAGUAAUGCUGGCAUAACACACAUUUGCACAUCAAUCAACAUAUUCUAUUCACUUCGAAACAUCUAGCAAGCAAAACAGCGCCUUGUUGAAACUACAAGAAGUCUCCAUCUAAACUAACUUUUUUUACUCCCAAAAUCCCUGUUGUAUUUUUGCAUUUAAAUACUAAACAUGGUGCGGUCUUCAAGAGUGCAAAAAACUCAACCGAAAAAAACUAAAGCAGAUUCUCCAGCGCCGGAAGAAAAUGUCGACAAUGUGAAUGACAAAGUACUUGAUAUGGCAGAUAAAAUGAAGACAGACAACGAACCAGUUGAAAAGAAGAUGAAGGUGGCUAAUGACCAAGAGAAUGAAGCUGACAAGACAAAAGAAAGUAAAAAUAAACGCGCCACCAACUGUCGCUACAAACGUCUUGGUAUCAGUGAUGACGAAGCUGAGAAAAUUUUGCAAUCAGAUGAAAAUGGAGGUCGAAGAACCCGCUCAAGAUCCCGUGUUCAGACUCCUGAACAGAGCACUCGUAGCAGAAAAUUAGCGACCCCUGCAAAAGAAACAAAGCCUGCAGCCAAACCAGGGCGGAAAGAGAAGAAAGCUGCCUCAGCAGGAGAUGCUGCACCUGCCGUUGCUGAUGAAGAAGUAAAGGCUGAUGGUGAGAAGGCUGAUGAAGUAAAAGCUGAGGAUGCAGAACCUGUUGAGAAGGAGGAAGCUGCUGCUGAAGAUGAGGUCAAGGAAGAAACUGCUGACGGUGAAGUGAAAGAAAAUGAUGAACAUGAGAAGGAAAAUGAUGAGUCUAAAGCAGAGGAAGCUGAUGAAGAAGUGAAAGAAGAGGAGAAAGCUAAUGAAGAAAGUUCCAAGGAAGAGAAUGCUGGGACAGAAUAGAUAUUAUUUUUUCACUCAUUAACGUUCAUUACUUGAUAUAUCUCAACAUAGAUUUGUUCCAACAACUUCAUGACAACAUAAAUCAAAUCUUCUAUUCAUUUUUAUUAUUUUAAAUUUUUUUCUCUCCCCCCUUCCUGCAAUCAUUAUCAUUUGCAGUUUUAUUAAAAUACUAAAAUAAUUCAUACAA